AUGCAAUUUAAUCAGCAAAAGAAGGAUCAAGUGUUGGCCACCAGCGCACUUAAGGAUGCAAUGGGUGCUGAGAUGAAGAAUCGUCCUGUGCCUGUAUACGUCAAGAUGAUGGCUGGUAUGGCUGGUGGGAUGGCCGAAGCUUGCAUUUUACAGCCAUUAGACGUGACCAAGACAAGGCUGCAAUUGGACCGUAAAGGUCAAUACAAGGGCAUGAUGCAUUGUAGCAAGACGAUAUACAAGACAGAAGGUGGGCUUGCACUCUACAAGGGCCUCUCACCAUUUGUUACAAACAUGGUGCUUAAAUACGCUCUACGGUUUGGUUCAUUCACGUGGUUUAAAGAGCAAAUUGCUGGUGGAAAAGACAAACCAAUUACUCCGACGAUUAACUUUACAGCUGGACUAUUAGCUGGUUGUAUUGAGUCAAUCUUUAUUGUCACGCCCUUUGAAGUCAUUAAGACUCGAAUGCAAAAAGAAGUUGGUGUUGGUCGAUUCAGUGGACCCAUUGACUGCACACGUCACGUUGUCCGUAAUGAAGGCAUUCGUGCACUUUGGAAAGGCAAUGUUCCUACUAUGGCUCGUCAAGGCAGUAAUCAGGCCUUUAACUUUAUGGCCUUUGCAUGGCUCAACCACAAUGUGUGGGACAAACAGGAUGGUGAUGGCAAGACGUUGCCUACAUAUGCUACAUUCAUUAACGGCCUCAUUGCUGGCUCACUUGGACCUAUGCUCAAUACGCCCAUGGAUGUGCUGAAGACGAGACUUAUGGGACAGGAAACGGUUGCUGGCCAGGAACUCAAGUACAAGGGUUUCUUUGAUGCCUUGAAGGUCAUUGCUAGAGAAGAAGGUGUCAGUGCUUUGUGGAAGGGGCUGCUGCCACGUCUUACGAAGAUGGCACCCGGCCAGGCCAUUACGUGGUCGGUCGUCAUGCGCGUAACCUCAAUUUUUGAAAACCAAGAGCUGGAUAUUGCGGAGAACAAGAUUAAACUUUAG
Peronospora farinosa is the source of this 987-nucleotide messenger RNA. The record is from the annotation of a GenBank genome assembly. Lineage: Eukaryota; Oomycota; Peronosporomycetes; Peronosporales; Peronosporaceae.